AUGUGUAUACUUCUAGCAUCAAGAGAUCAUCCUAAUUAUGAUCUAAUAUUGAUUUCCAAUAGGGAUGAGUUUUUACAAAGGAGAACUCAUGAAACAUGUUGGAAUCAAGGUGAAUAUGCAAGAAUUCUUUGUCCUUAUGAUAUGUCUAAGAGUAAUGAAAAAAAUGUUAAUAAAAUUGGUACUUGGUGUGGGAUAAAUGAGUUUGGUCGAGUUUCAACAAUAUUAAAUUUGAAAAAUGACGAUAGCUUUCAGAGUUCAGUACCAAGCACAAAAAAAUCUAGAGGUGCAUUACCUAUAAAAUUUUUAGAUAAUAAAGAAACUGAUAGUCUCCUUAACUGGGAUUCAUAUGAAAAGUUUGUUAAAGAAUAUCCUUUCGUUAAAGAGACUGGUGAUUUUAAUUUCUUUUAUGGCGAUGUCAGAAUUGGUAAAUAUAAUGUCAUCGAUUCAAUUGGUAGCACAAAUGAGGUAUUGACUGUAGAUAAUCCAUAUCUAGUAAUUUCUAAUGAUAAAUUCGGAAAAUCUAAUGGUAAAAGUACAAAAGAAUGGGAGAAGAUAACUUUAGCUAAAAAUUUAUUGAAGCAUCUGCCAUUAUGCGAAACUGAGGAUGAUUUAAUACAUAAAUGUUUCGAUAUCGCAUCUACUAAUACUUUGAAUGAAGACUUGAUUAAAGAUGUUGAUGUCAGAGAAUUGAUGACUGAAACUAUACUUGUGCCACCAUUAAACGUAAUGACUAAAGAAGAAAAGGAAAAAAUUGGAGCGUCAUUACCAAUUGGUCAAUAUUAUGGUACAAGAUCACAAAUCGUGAUAUUAGUAAAUAAAAACCGUACAAAGGUUAAAUUCAUUGAAAGAAUUUUAUAUAAUAGUGAUGAUGAUGUCACAACACAGAAAUUAUCAAGUCCAAUACAGGACUUGACAUAUAAUUUUACGAUAUAA
Vanderwaltozyma polyspora DSM 70294 is the source of this 933-nucleotide messenger RNA. RefSeq lists its product as uncharacterized. Gene Ontology annotation, cellular component: Golgi apparatus. The transcript has a single exon. NCBI's taxonomy places the organism in Eukaryota, Fungi, Ascomycota, Saccharomycetes, Saccharomycetales, Saccharomycetaceae. The record is from RefSeq and is a predicted model, not a curated record. Gene Ontology annotation, biological process: Golgi organization; protein secretion. Bases 1 to 933 code for a protein of 310 amino acids.